AUGAUAAUUUAUCGUCAACCUACCUGUGGAGUUGUGGAAGAAAGGGGAAAGGCUUUGACAAGUGAGGGCGUCAGUUUCACAGCGGAAGUUGUAUACAAUCGUGUAUCCAAUGGCAACUUUUACAGAGAACUUGCGAACAAAACUACAGUCCACGUUGAACGCCGUGCAUUGCGAUUCACUAUAGAGGUCCCUUACAAGUUAGAAGUGAUUGCUUUGACUAGAAUCAUCAUUAAACUGGGUGUCUCAGUUUUCCCAUAUUCUGGCAAAAAUCAACCUCCAAAAUUUGGAGAUUAUGAAGCUCAAAGACAUUGGAUGGAAGUUACGGUUAACUUACCCAUACAGGAUUGGUAUAGAAAUACAACAGACACUAAUUUAUUGUACUGGGGACUGGAUUACCCUCCUCUCACAGCAUAUCAAAGCUACCUAACUGGAUUGGUGGCUAAGAAAAUCAACCAAGACUAUGUUAAACUCCAUGUGUCGUGGGGAUUUGAAAACUUUGACAACCAACAUUUCAUGAGGAUGUCCGUCCUUGUGUCUGAUUGUCUUUUCUUUGUCAGUGCACUUUAUUUUUACAUUAGAAGCUUGAAGAUGAGUAAUAAGUACAAAUGGGUUUUCUUUGCUUUGUACUCACACCCUGGACUUACCCUUAUAGAUUAUGGUCAUUUUCAGUACAAUUGUGUUUCGUUGGGGUUGACCUUGUGGGCAAUCAUUUUUGUUUCUCAGGGAAAGAAUGUGUUAGCAGCAAUUGCCUUUUCAGCUGCCUUAAACUUUAAGCAGAUGGAGUUGUAUCAUGCAAUACCUAUCUUCUUCUAUUUGCUGGCUUCCUGUCAACCUAAAGGUUCCUCACUUCCCUCCCAACUAAAGAAUUUGGUCCAGAUUGGCGCUGCCACAGUGGCGACCUUUGCAAUCAUUUGGUAUCCAUUUCUUCAAAUUCAUGAUGGGCUUUUACAGCAAGUCAUCGUCAGAAUCUUUAUUCCUUUUCAGCGUGGAAUCUUUGAAGACUAUGUCGCCAAUUUUUGGUGCACACUAAAUGUUGUGAUCAAAAUCAAAAGACUAUUAAACCCAACCUCAAUCGCCUUGGGAACUAUCACCUAGGUCAUGCCCGUGCCUGAAAGAAAAAGUCAGGACGUUGAUUCGAACGGAUUCGAAUGCAACGAGCACUAAGUACGGUCACAUUAUUGGAGGAAUGACCGUGUGCUUGGUUCGUGAUUUGGAGUCACAAGUGAUAGCUGCAAGCUGAUAUCACUCGAACCACUGUACCAACCCGACUAAGCGAAUACUUACCUACCAUACUUACCAUACGAAACUUGCUUCAUCAAGUCUUUUAUACUGUCUCAUAGAUGAUCCAAAAAGGCUACAGCUCAUUAUGGCGUCAGUUUAGCUUUAAUGCUAAAUUUCGCAAACACGGUGAACUAGAUUGACAAUAAUAAAAAAUGAACUUUAUUCGUAACUUGCUGUGUUACUUAUUAUUAAGAAUCUCAAUUAUGCUAAACAAAUUUUGACAUGCAAAAAAUGCUACAAGAGAAACGGAAACGGUUGCACUCACGGAUCGUGACUGGAACGUGUAUACCAAUCCCGCCAUAAGACCUAGAAGUUACUCUUCGGUUGCCACCAGGUGGCAUAUGAGUAGUGUUACCGAGUUGCCAUGGCAACUCGGCCGGGCUUCGCGCGCGCCUUUAAUUACCCCCCCUUUUUUUCAUCUAUUGUUUCUCUAAUUCGCGCAUCUCGUUUCCUUUGUUUUUGCGUAAGCGAUCGGAUGACGUUUAUUAACGAGGCAGUCACGUUUUUGCAACGGUAGCGUAUGGUCGCCAUUUUUUGUCACCUCAUUUAUUUUUAUUUCGCCUGCGUCUUAAAGUUUAAUACAAGUUCUUGCGCCCUGCCCGUUCGGUUUUGAUC
Molecule: messenger RNA, 1896 nt
Organism: Daphnia magna
Lineage: Eukaryota; Metazoa; Arthropoda; Branchiopoda; Diplostraca; Daphniidae
Product: dolichyl pyrophosphate Man9GlcNAc2 alpha-1,3-glucosyltransferase-like
Exons: 4
Coding region: 1-1095 (364 amino acids)
Biological process (GO): protein N-linked glycosylation
Cellular component (GO): endoplasmic reticulum membrane
Molecular function (GO): dolichyl pyrophosphate Man9GlcNAc2 alpha-1,3-glucosyltransferase activity
Source: RefSeq, a predicted model, not a curated record